GGGCCGCCCGGACAUCCAGUGGAGCAACUUGGACCCUCUGCAGCUGAUGGAGGAGCUGGGGCAGUUCACGUCCCUAGAAGGCUUCAAAGAGCUGCUGGACAAGGCAGAGGUGGGGCAGGCUUACAUGGAGCGGCCCUGCCUGGACCCCUGGGACCCCCAGUGCCCCCCCAGUGCCCCCAACAAGCAGAGCCAGCAGAGCCCCGACAUCCCGGCUGAGCUCUCGGGGGGCUGCCACGGCUUCUCCAGGAAGUUCAUGCGCUGGCAGGAGGAGCUGAUUUUAGGCGGCACGACCAAAGACUCCCAGGGCAAGCUGCUACGUGCUGAGGCCUUGCAGACCAUGUUCCUCCUCAUGAGCCCCCGGCAGCUCUUUGAGCACUUCAAGGAUGACUAUGAGAUCCAUGACAUCAGCUGGAGCGAGGAGAAGGCGGGUGCCAUCCUGGAGGCCUGGCAGAGGAAAUUCGUGGAGCUGGCGCAAGACUCCAUCCCACCCAACACCACGCAGAGCGUCCAUGCUUUCUCCACCACCACACUCAAUGACAUCAUGAAGUCCUUCUCCGACGUCAGCGCUAUCCGGGUGGCUGGGGGCUACCUCCUCAUGCUGGCCUACGCCUGCGUCACCAUGCUGCGGUGGGACUGCUCCAAGUCCCAAGGGGCUGUGGGCCUGGCCGGGGUCCUGCUUGUGGCUCUCUCCGUGGCCUCUGGCCUGGGGCUUUGCUCACUGCUGGGCAUCUCCUUCAAUGCAGCCACCACCCAGGUCCUGCCCUUCCUGGCCCUUGGCAUCGGUGUGGAUGACAUGUUCCUCUUGGCUCAUGCCUUCACUGAGGCCAGCCAGCACGUCCCCUUCAAGGAGCGGACGGGCGAGUGCCUGAAGCGCACAGGGACCAGUGUGGCUCUCACCUCCAUCAGCAACAUGAUCGCCUUCUUCAUGGCAGCCCUGGUGCCCAUCCCUGCCUUGCGUGCCUUCUCCCUCCAGGCUGCGGUGGUUGUGGUGUUCAACUUUGCCAUGGUGCUGUUCGUCUUCCCUGCCAUCCUGAGCCUGGACCUGCACCGCCGGGAGAAACGCCGGCUUGACAUCCUCUGUUGCUUCUACAGCCCUUGCUCCUCCCGGGUCAUCCAGAUCCAACCCCAGGAGCUCGCUGACGCCAACGACAACCAUGCCUGCCACCCCUCCCCUUAUGGGCACCCUGGUGUGGCCACCAGCACCCAGAUCACCACCACUGUGCAAGCCUUCACCCGGUGUGACCCCUCAGGCCACCAUGUCGUCACCGUCCUGCCGCCCACCUCCCAGGUGUGCACCUCACCCGCCGUCCUCCUGCCCCCCACUGAUCCCCUGGGCUCGCAGGUCUUCACCCCAUCCAGCUCCACCCGGGACCUGCUGUCCCAGCUGGACGAGGCCAAGGGCGGGCGGGAGUGCGUCCCCUUGCCCUUCUGCCGCUGGAGCCUUGCUGACUUUGCCCGAGAGAAGUACGCCCCGCUCCUCCUGCGGACCCGGACUAAGGCGGUGGUGGCAGUGCUGUUCCUG
Phaethon lepturus (White-tailed tropicbird) is the source of this 1522-nucleotide messenger RNA. RefSeq names its product protein patched homolog 1-like. Gene Ontology annotation, molecular function: hedgehog receptor activity; smoothened binding; hedgehog family protein binding. Gene Ontology annotation, biological process: smoothened signaling pathway. NCBI's taxonomy places the organism in Eukaryota, Metazoa, Chordata, Aves, Phaethontiformes, Phaethontidae. The record is from RefSeq and is a predicted model, not a curated record. The transcript has 10 exons. The annotation marks the transcript as partial. Gene Ontology annotation, cellular component: plasma membrane.